CCCUCUUCUUCCUUCCAACUACCACCACCACCACCACCAUGCCACCAAAAGAAGAAGAAGAAAUACCAGCGCCUCAACGACCGCCCUCGCCGCCUCCGCACACGACUUUUGGCGUACGAGGAAUCCUUCCGCCAACAUUUUCCGCCUUCAAACCUCGGGAUUAUCGUAUGCCGAGUCCGCAGGCGAUGAACCAUGUUGCUUGGAGCUGUGAUGGUAAGAAGCUCGCGGCUGUAGGGAUCGAUAAAAUAACGAGAUUGUGGCAACCUGAGAAGGGGAUGGAAGCUCGCUCAGCGACGAUGUUCUCUGGUGGACACUCGGAUGAAGUGGACCACGUUACUUGGAAUCCGACGCAUCCGGAAUUGUUCUGCACGUCGAGUGGGAAAGAUCGCAGGAUCGUGUUCUGGGAUGCUCGACAAAGUCGCUGCCUUCAACAAGUAUCUCUCAAACAAUCUCCUUUGGUGAUGAAUUACUCUCCAGACGGCAAAACGAUAGUGUACACCUCUGCUGGGCAUCAGAUGUAUUUCCUAGAGUGUGGACAAGCGCAAGCUGGAAAAGAAACUUGGAGCGUGAGCGACAAAGAAAUCAUUCCGGGCUCAAGAGCAAUGUUCAACCAUACAGGCGACGGGAUAGUGCUGACCCAUCACUCGGAACAUACACUGAGGGUUUUGGACUAUCCUCGCUUACUGUUAGAGAGACUCCGGCUGCACACGUUGGGGGAUGCGAAGCCGCUGCUUUGGAUCCCCAGGGGGAGAUAUCUUGCAUCUGGAGGAUUCGACUCCAUAGUUAACUUGUUUGACCUGACGGAAUGGAUUUGCGCCAGGACAAUCACUGCUUGCGAGUACGUCUCUCUGUUCUUGCUGUUAUUCUUACCGACAAGUCCUUGUAGACAUCAAAUUAGUUCACUGAGUUUCUCUCACGAUGGAGAGUAUCUUGCUAUCGGAAGUACAGGCGUGUACGUCGAUAUUUGUGCGACCGAGACGUCUAUGCCUUUGCAUCGUGUUCCUGCUCUUGCUCCAGCCCCGACAGUGACUUGGCAUCCAAGUCGAUAUGUGAUAGCGUAUUGCGGACAGACAAAAGCCAGAGAGGGAGGACCUCCGCCUGUAGCUGUAGUAAGCUUGUUUGGUGCAUUGGAGUAGAUGAAAUAUAUGCUUGUUGGAAGACUGCAAAACAUU
Messenger RNA from Desarmillaria tabescens, 1172 nucleotides. Its product is annotated as WD40-repeat-containing domain protein. Gene Ontology annotation, molecular function: protein binding. NCBI's taxonomy places the organism in Eukaryota, Fungi, Basidiomycota, Agaricomycetes, Agaricales, Physalacriaceae. Gene Ontology annotation, cellular component: THO complex part of transcription export complex. The transcript has 7 exons. The coding region runs from base 39 to 1136 and encodes 365 amino acids. Gene Ontology annotation, biological process: mRNA export from nucleus. The record is from RefSeq and is a predicted model, not a curated record.